AUGCCGGGGUAUACUUCGAACCAGAAGCAGCUCAUAGCACAAUUCGUGUCUUUUGCGAGUGUAAAAGAUAGCGUUGCAGCAAAGUUCCUCAAGGGCAACGGAUGGGAUGUGGCGCGGGCUGUAGAUGAUUACUUUCAGCACAACCCCUCUCCGUCUUCACAGGCCGUGUCUGCUCUCAACAAGAUCUUUGAUGGAUAUCGAGGAGAUAUAAAAGUGAAUCUGGAUGAAGUUGUCUGCCUGGCAAUAUCAGAGUUGCUACGCUCUCCGUCAAUGGGUGAAUUCACACGUGAGAAUUUUGUCGACGGGUGGAAGGAAUCGGGUUCCGACACACUCGCCAAGCAAGCACUCCACGCAUCAAAUCUGCGCAAUCGCAUCCCGACGGAGCCAGCUUUGUUUAGACGCAUAUAUCGUUAUGCAUUCGUACUAUGUCGGCUACCGGGCCAGCGCCAUCUCACUCUAGAAAUCGCUACCGAACAAUGGCGUUUAUUUUUCACUCCUGACAACGGCGGUAUCCCAUGGAACACCAACACCGUCCCGUGGUUGGAUUGGUGGAUCGAGUUCAUCGAAAACACAUGGAAGCGGCCCGUCAACAAGGAUUUGUGGGAGCAGACGGAGGUGCUAAUGCGAAAGACUCUGGAGGAUCCGAGCUUGAAAUGGUGGAGCCCAGAUGGGGCAUGGCCUGGUGCAGUUGACGACUUUGUGGUUUUUGCAAAAGCAAAACUGGGAACGAGUGGCGCGAAUGGCGAAAUGGAUGUGGAAUGA
Uncinocarpus reesii 1704 is the source of this 762-nucleotide messenger RNA. RefSeq lists its product as uncharacterized. The coding region runs from base 1 to 762 and encodes 253 amino acids. The transcript is spliced from 5 exons. NCBI's taxonomy places the organism in Eukaryota, Fungi, Ascomycota, Eurotiomycetes, Onygenales, Onygenaceae. Gene Ontology annotation, biological process: protein neddylation; positive regulation of ubiquitin-protein transferase activity. Gene Ontology annotation, molecular function: cullin family protein binding; ubiquitin-like protein binding; ubiquitin conjugating enzyme binding. Gene Ontology annotation, cellular component: ubiquitin ligase complex. The record is from RefSeq and is a predicted model, not a curated record.